AUGAAUCCAGACGUUACGAAGGCAAAAGAAGACGGCUCGAGUAGUGUAGUAGGAGAUGAAGCAAACCCAAGGAUUAUCGAGAAACCUGUCGGCCCAGUAACCGACCAAAGUCCCAGAGAUGCAAAUGAAAGCGAAGACAAUGCCAGUGGAAAUGGAAAAGGGGAAGAGGAAGAAUCAAGUAAGAAAAAUGAAGGGGAGGAAUCAAGAGAAGUAGACGAAGGAGAAAAAGAGAAGGAAGUUGUAGAUGACGAAGAAAAGGGCAUGCUACCGAAACUACACUUUCCUUCAAGCCAAUAUCAAAAGUCUUUAAAGCUUUCAGGAAAAUGUUACAUUGACUCGGCGAUAAGAACUAUUCAAACGAUCCUGAAAGCGAAGGAGGUGGAAUGGUUCAUAGAGCACCCACAAUUCCAGCAUUUCUUCCAUAUUAAAAACCGAAAGCAGAAGUGGAUGGGAAUGUGGGUUCUCGUUUUGCGAUCAGCUUGUGUUGCGAAGAAGCAUGAGUUAUGGUUUGUCGUUAAUGGCGUCGCAAUCCGAUAUUCUCUUAGAGAAUUAGGACUCAUUUCUGGACUAUACUGCCAUGAGUAUCCCCCCAACCAUGAGAGGUUGGGUGGUACAACAUUCAUGAACAAGUAUUUUGGAGGGAAAAGGGUAACAUACGCUGACCUGGAGAAGCAGAUGUUGGCGAUGAAAUCAAAGCCAUCUGAGGAUCGUAAGAAGAUGGCCGUUCUGUUCUUCUUAGCCAGCAUCCUUGUCGGAGGCCGAAAGAGUGGUGAGGGAGCAUCACCUGUGGACAGUUUCUUCCUGAGUGUUGUUGAUGACCUAGAUGCGUGUGUAACGUUCCCUUGGGGGCGGUAUGCAUUCGAACAUAACUUGAAGGAUGUCUCUACCUUUUUGGAAAAAUGCGACGGGCUUGCGCCGACGAGUUGGGUUUUUACAAGCUUUCCUAUCCCUCUGGAGUUGUUGGCCUUUGAGGCAAUUCCAAGCUUGAGGAACCAUUUCCGAGAAGAUGUGAAUGGUGCAAAUAGUAGUUGUCCGCGGAUGUGCAAGAUGCAGUACAAACGGAAAAGUGGAACCAAGGAAUUCAGUCUGAAAGCUGUGAACGAUAAACUUGGUAAUAAUACAAAGGAUAUUGAGAGUAUCUUGGUAGCAACAGCAGCUGAGGAGGAACUUCUGGAAACCAUAGGAAUUGACAAGGAGAGUUGUUGGGCCGAUGACGCCGAUGAUGAAGCAGUUGAUGGUUGGACGAAGAUAAUACGGAAAGGGAAGAAACAAGUUUUCUUUGAAGAACAGUUCCGCAUGGAUUUAGAGUCUCGCACAGGUCAGAUUGAAGGUCCCACCAAUCCUAUCGGAGGACCAUCGAAUAAUGCACAAUCUGGUCAGGCUAAUGCUGAUUCGGUGGAGGUUAGUGGAACUACUCCUGGAGCUGAGGCUUUAAAAGCUAUGGAAGGUCGGCUUAUGAAUGCAGUCAGAGAUGCACUAGGUCUGCUAGAAGAGGAAGUGAAAAGUCUUAGGUUGAGUGUUCCCGGAAGUGACAAUCCGGCGGUCCAAGAUAAUGGUGAUGGUGAGUCGGAAGAAGAGGAUGGUAGUGACAAUAACGAGCCGGAGGAAGAGGAUGGUGGUGACAAUAACGAGCCGGAGGAAGAGGACAAUAAUGUUGAAGAUGUCAUUCUCGAAAUUUCAAAGGAUGUACAGAGGGAAUAUGGUGAUGCUGACUUGGAUGAUGAUGAUGCGGAGAUGUAUGCACAUGCUGCGGAGGUCGAAAAAAAAUUAAUGUCUGUAAACACGAAAAAAAAGAGGUCGAGAAAAGAUGAUGGGAAAGAAACAGUUCCUGUGAAAAAGGUUAAGUUGGUUGGUGAAACUGUGAGGAGUCCCAUUCAGCUAAGAAGCAAGGCAGCAGCGAAGGAGGCAGAAGCUGAGAAGGAGGCAGCAGCUAAGAAGAAGGCAGCAGCUAAGGCAGCAGGUAAGAAGAAGGCAGCAGGUAAGAAGAAGGCGGCGGCUAAGAAGAAGCCGAAGACAAAAAAAAAGUAG
Molecule: messenger RNA, 2028 nt
Organism: Raphanus sativus (radish)
Lineage: Eukaryota; Viridiplantae; Streptophyta; Magnoliopsida; Brassicales; Brassicaceae
Exons: 5
Coding region: 1-2028 (675 amino acids)
Source: RefSeq, a predicted model, not a curated record